AUAGAAUAUGUGAUAUUAGCGUAGAUAAACAACAGUGCUUACGAAAAUUUGCAUUUUAAAAAGGCAUUUCAACAAGCAUUUAACGUGCGCCGAUUGGUAUAACGAAUUAUGUUUUCAAAAAGGAUUGUAAUGUGCACAGCACAUAGCUGGAAGCAAACACCGCUAGGAACAAAUUACAUCAUACUGGUACGCACGUUUGCUGAUCGAGCCAAGGCAAUCGAUACCCCAACUCAAGAGAAGGAAUCCUAUCAAUAUUAUACCAUUUCGCCGGAAGAUGGCAAACCAAAUUCCACCCAACAAUCGUCAGCAAAUCUAGCUUUGCGCCGUAUCAGUUUGAUCGAUCUGGCCAAAAGUAAGCUGUACGAAGCACAAUCGUUUUACGACGAGUUCAGCGGCAUGAGCGAGGUGAAAAUGGCCCAGAACAAGGUGAUUGAAAUACAGGACCAACUGCAGCUGGUGCAGGAACGCCGGCGCCACAUUUUGCUUGAGCUGACGCUGGUUAGGAAACAGCUGCAGGAUAUCCAUAUCGAGCUGCAGAAAGCGACCCGCGGUGAACAUCGCUACGUGGAGUUGAUCAAGCAAGAGUUUGAUGUGAUAGCACGAGAGAAGGAGAAAAAUCAAAUCUUUCAAAUCAUCGAUCAGGAGGAACGGGAACUAUUCUCGCACUUGACGGCGGCCGUGAAAACUUCGCAUGAAAAAGAACGAACGCAGGCUAACAACGUGAAGUACUGGUCGAUCAUCGCUUCCGGAGUCGGUGCUCUGUUGGGUAUUGUGGCCACGUCUAUCAAUUACUACUUUCGCAACACACAGUUCGAAACCAUACGGAGGGCGGCAGAAGAGAGCAAUCAAAAGUUGCUGGUUGUGGAACAAAAACUAAGCAACUUGGAAGCGUCCUUGGGAAAGAUGAAUGUAGAGUGGAACCGCUAUUUGGUCGCCAAACGUGUAGCGGAACAGCGGUUGGUAACGCGACCGAUAACGGAAUCGUGGGGAAGUUACCUUCGCCGGCAUACGUCACGAUUCUUCCGAUUUUUCAUACCGAAGGCGUAGUAGUUUUAUCCUUUUCUGUGUGGUAGGUAAUACAAGAAUUUAACAAUGAUUUCUAUUUCCUUUUUUAUAGCAUUGUUUUCUUUUUCUCACGAACAUAAGAAGUUAGCCAAAUAAUUAUUUAGUCGCACCGUUGGUGGCGAACUUAUUCAGAAAAUUUAAAAAUACGUCUAUAUAUAAAAUAAAAAACUUAUUCCU
This is a messenger RNA of Anopheles coustani, 1242 nucleotides long. Its product is annotated as mitochondrial potassium channel-like. The transcript has 2 exons. NCBI's taxonomy places the organism in Eukaryota, Metazoa, Arthropoda, Insecta, Diptera, Culicidae. The record is from RefSeq and is a predicted model, not a curated record. The coding region runs from base 109 to 1047 and encodes 312 amino acids.